AAAAAAGAAGAAGAAAGAAUAAGCCCUAGGUGAGAUGGAUUCCCUAUCAUUUGAGGAGGCGGAGAAGAAGAAGAAAAAGAAGAAGAAGAAGAAGGAGAGAAAGAAUAGGAAGAACCAGCAGCAGCAGCAGCUUGAGAACGAGGGGAGAGCCAUGGCGACGAUGGAGACAAAUGGGAGUGCGGAAGGAGCCGAAUUGGCGUCUUUUCUUUCCUUCGCUUUGGCAUCUAAUGAAUCCCAACAAUUACAAGAAGACACUGGGCUAAUCAAAUUCACAAAUCACUUGGAAGGGGUAUUUUCAGGUGUGCGGCGCCCACCUCAAACACCUUGGCUGAAACUAUUCAAUGAGUUGGCGGCAGAUACAAUUGAUCGAAAUAUUCCUCAUGAGGUACGUCAGCUAGCAGUUAGCUGGAUCCAGCACAGAUCUAAUGAGGCACUCAAGGCAACUGUUUUACGAGCGUUAGACUGCAUUGUUGCUGGCUUGGAAGGUCAAAAAGCUGGUUCCGGUGGCUCAAAUUGUCAGGUCGUUAUGUUCCUAGUAGUAUCGCUGAUAUUGCAACAGAAACCGGAUGUUCUGGUUUCUAUAUUGUCAAUUUGGAAGGAUAAUUCAAGGUACCACGGUGAAAGUAAGCUUCCAGUGUUUGUGUGGAUGACUAUGCAGGCAGCCCGAGGAGAUCUUACGCUGGGGUUGUACAUAUGGGCGCGGGAGAUGCUGCCCCUCUUGGGUAUGAAAUCAAAUCCAAGUCCAGAGACCAAGGAAUUGGUUUUACAAGUGGUGGAAAGUAUUUUGUCAGUGCCAAACGCAAAACAAGUUUUGGUGAGUGGUUAUGUGAGAAAAGGUGAGCGUUUACUUCCUGCUUCGGCAUUGGAGUUAUUGCUACAUCUGGCAUUCCCUUCAGCUCCAGUUGAGGAAACUGAUAGAUUUGAGACAAUCUAUCCCACCCUGCGAUGUGUGGCUAUUGCUGGUGUAAAUGGGAGUGACUCAAGAAAGCAGCUUGCUAUUCAAAUUCAAGAUCUUGCUUGGCGCGCUAUUGGAGGAGGCAAUGCAAAGCUUUCUGACAAAGCAACCGGCUUAUUUGUCCUAUCUUUGUAUCACAAUCCUGAGUGUUAUAAAAGAUGGGAUAGGGUUUAUGAAGAUGAUGUGGACAAAAGUGUUGCUAUCCUGAGAAAACUGAAGAAGCUGUGGGUAUAUUUAGCUCCGUAUGAGGACUUAGUUGACACUCUCAAGAGAUUUAGGCAAAAGAAUGAGAAAGUAGUGUUGAGUGGUGGGAAGGGCGGAGCUCGUCGUCAAGCGAUGUUCAUUGAGGCAGAUGAGCAUUGCAAGGAGCUAUUGAGAAUGGUAUCUCCUGGGUGGCGCCUUCAGGCUGUAGAUAUUCUCAAGUCCUUUGUAUGGUACGGUUGCACUAUUUUUUUCAUAAUAUUAUGUUGCAAAUCGUUGCCGCUGGAUGAGGUUGCUUGGAAGAUGAAGUCUUAGAUCAAGUGGAGGGCGUCCAUGUGCAGUUGUCAAUGAUGUUGAUUAAAUUAUUUAGUUAGUGAAAACUGCAACAAUUCUCUUUUCUUUUUCAUUAUGCUUUUGCCUUUUGUUAAGAUGUUGUAUCCGGAGAUCCAUCUCGAGGGUUAUGUAUAUGAAAUGACACCCACAUCAUUGACAACUGGUUUUUGUACUUGCUCUUUUUCUACGGCUUCUGCAGGAAAGGACGAGUAUGAUACCCUCUCGUGCGUA
Messenger RNA from Coffea eugenioides, 1720 nucleotides. Its product is annotated as transmembrane protein 214-like. The record is from RefSeq and is a predicted model, not a curated record. Gene Ontology annotation, cellular component: Golgi apparatus; endoplasmic reticulum. The transcript is spliced from 10 exons. Lineage: Eukaryota; Viridiplantae; Streptophyta; Magnoliopsida; Gentianales; Rubiaceae. The coding region runs from base 35 to 1471 and encodes 478 amino acids.